Molecule: messenger RNA, 1515 nt
Organism: Closterium sp. Yama58-4
Lineage: Eukaryota; Viridiplantae; Streptophyta; Zygnematophyceae; Desmidiales; Closteriaceae
Source: the annotation of a GenBank genome assembly
AUGGCAGUGCGUUGCAGAAACCCUAGUGCCUAUACUCUGCUCCGAUCUACUCCUCCCGAGCUCACAUCUACUCGUCCCAAGCUCAGAUCUACUCCUCCCAAGCUCACAUCUACUCCUCCCGAGCUCAGAUCUAUCCCCCCCGAGCUCAGAUCUACUCCUCCCGAGCUCACAUCUACUCCUCCCGAGCUCAGAUCUACUCCUCCCGAGCUCAGAUCUACUCCUCCCGAGCUCACAUCUACUCCUCCCGAGCUUAGAUCUACUCCUCCCGAGCUCACAUCUAUUCCUCCCCCGCCCAGAUCUGCAUUCCCCGCGCUCAGAUCUGCAACUCCAGCGCCCAGAUCUGCACUCCCUGCGACCAGAUCUACUCCUCCCGCGCCUAGAUCUGAUCAUUCCGCGCCCAGAUCUGGAUUCCGCGCCACCAGAUCUCCUCCUCCCGCGCCCAGAUCUGAACAUUUCGCACCCAGAUCUGCACUCCGCGCGCCCAGAUCUGCCCUCCGCGCGCCCAGAUCUGCCCUCCGCGCGACCAGAUCUGCAUCUCCCGCGCUGAAAUCUGACCAUUUCGCGCCCAUCUCUGCUCGUCCGCGCCCUGCCCGUCCGCACGCCCUGCUCGUCCGCGCCCUGCCCGUCCGCACGCCCUGCUCGUCCGCGCCCUGCCCGUCCGCGCGCCCUGCUCGUCCGCCCUUCGCGUCCGCGCCCUGCCCGUCCGCACGCCCUGCUCGUCCGCGCCCUGCCCGUCCGCACGCCCUGCUCGUCCGCGCCCUGCCCGUCCGCACGCCCUGCUCGUCCGCGCCCUGCCCGUCCGCGCGCUCUGCUCGUCCGCGCCCUGCCCGUCCGCGCGCCAUGCUCGUCCGCGCCCUCCCCGUCCGCGCACUCGUCGCACGCCCUCCUUCCCCGCUCGCUGUCCCCCGUCCCCUUGUCCGCCCCCUGCCCACCUCCCCGGCAUACCGCACAUUUGCAAACGCAUACCGCACACCUUCAUGCCCUGCUCGCCUGCGCCAUGCCGUAACCGCCCACACUCACAUUGCUCCCUCCAUGGCAAUAGUCGCCCUGGCAUGCAGCAGAAGUGGUGCCGGUGGGCAUGGAGGAGGGCAUAGUGGUAGCUGUGGUGGUGGUCAAGGGAGACUCGCAGGAUAUUGUGUGCAAAAUCUCCACCCAAGCCCACCAUGCCCCGAGUCCACCCUUCUCUCCUCCUCCUCCUCAGCAGCAGCAGCAGCAGCAGCAGCAGCAGCAGCAGCAGCGGCAGCGGCAGCGGCAGCGGCAGCGGCAGCGGCAGCGGCAGCGGCAGCGGCAGCGGCAGCGGCAGCGGCAGCAGCAGCAGCAGCAGCAGCAGCAGCAGCAGCAGCAGCAGCAGCAGCAGCAGCAGCAGCAGCAGCAGCAGCACCAGCAGCAGCAGCAGCAGCAGCACCAGCAGCAGCAGCAGCAGCAGCAGCAGCAGCAGCAGCACCAGCACCAGCAGCUCUGGCACCUCCUCCUCCAGCUCCAGCAGUUGCUUCACCGCCUGCAGCAGCACCUUAG